CACACACACACCACUAGCAAGUUCCCUACUGUGUGCAGUGUUUUAUCUGAAUGUAUGCAUGUGUGUGUGUGUGUGUGUGUGUGUUGCUACUCUAAACAGAAAUCCAGCUUCCUCACUUCUCUCUUCUGUCCUCAGGCUGUCAGUUGGCUGACCCCGACCGUUACCGUUCAGUACAGCUCUGUCUCCUUGACAACUGGUUGUCACGAAGAUGUCGCACUCACCACGCACCUGACAUCAGGAAGAAGGAAGCGCAAGGAAUUCAGACAGGAGGCGCCUUGACAGUGAACGAGAGGCAGGAGAGAACCCGACAGGCAGCACAAAGGAGGAGAGGAAGAGGAAGGGAAGAUGAGAAAGUGACAAGCUGGAUUGUUGCUUUUGAACGGCGGACGAAGAAUCUACAACGACGCAGUGACUACACGUCCCAUCAUCCUACAGGCCCCAGAUCUGAUUGGAUGGUUUUGUCAGAAUGACAGCCGAAGAUCCUGCUUCCCCCUCGACCAUGAGCAAUAACGCUGCCCCCUCCAAACCCUCUGGUGCCUCCCACCACUCUCUUCAUGGACAGAUCAACAUCCCUGAGGGAGUUGCAGGUGCUCCAAAUGAGGCUGCACUGGUCACCCUGAUGGAGCGCACUGGCUACACUAUGGUCCAGGAAAAUGGUCAGCGUAAAUAUGGCCCUCCUCCUGGUUGGAAUGGUGCAUCUCCACCACGGGGAUGUGAAAUCUUUGUAGGCAAGAUCCCACGGGAUGUUUAUGAGGAUGAGCUGGUCCCAGUGUUUGAGUCGGUAGGACGCAUCUAUGAGAUGCGGCUGAUGAUGGACUUUGACGGGAAGAACCGAGGGUACGCAUUUGUGAUGUACACAGAGAAACAUGAGGCCAAGCGGGCUGUACGCGAGCUCAACAACUAUGAGGUGCGGCCCGGGCGGCUGCUGGGGGUCUGCUCCUCCGUGGACAACUGCCGUCUUUUCAUUGGUGGCAUCCCCAAGACCAAAAAGCGUGAGGAGAUCCUGGAGGAGGUCUCCAAGGUGACAGAAGGGGUACUAGACGUGAUAGUUUAUGCCAGUGCUGCAGACAAGAUGAAGAACAGAGGCUUUGCCUUUGUAGAGUAUGAGUCUCACCGUGCAGCUGCUAUGGCUCGCAGGAAGUUGAUGCCUGGACGCAUUCAGCUUUGGGGCCACCAGAUCGCAGUGGACUGGGCUGAGCCAGAGAUUGAUGUGGACGAAGAUGUUAUGGAGACAGUGAAGAUCCUCUACGUCAGGAAUCUUAUGAUGGAGACCAGUGAGGAGAUGAUCAGACAGGUGUUCAGCCAGUGGAAUCCUGGAUGCGUUGAACGUGUGAAGAAAAUCCGUGACUACGCCUUUGUUCACUUUACUUCCCGGGACGAUGCUGUCCUGGCCAUGGACCACCUCAACGGCACAGAGGUGGAAGGGUCCUGCAUCGAGGUGACACUUGCCAAGCCAGUUGAUAAAGAGCAGUACUCCCGCCAGAAGGCCUCCAAGGGAGCUUCUGCCACUCCAGAGGCUACUCCACAGAACUACGUUUACCAGUGUGAUCCCUACACAUUGGCCUACUAUGGUUAUCCCUACAACACCCUCAUUGGACCCAACAGGGAAUACUUCGUCAAAGGAUCCCCAAUGAUACAGAACAAUGCAGGUACUGUGCGAGGUCGUGGUCGUGCUGCUGCAGGUAACCGUACCCCUGGACCACGGGGGUCGUACCUGGGGGGUUAUUCUGCAGGUCGUGGCAUCUACAGCCGCUACCAUGAGGGCAAGGCCAAGCAGCCCGAAAAGCCCUAUGAGCUGAUGCCCAGUCUGGAGCUCGCUGCCUCUGUCAACCCCGUUGGCAUCAAACCUGGCACAAUGGGAUUGCAGACUCUAGGUGGGCAGUACCCAGUGUUCAGCACGGCUCCUGCAGCCAAGCUGAUGGAGGAGGGGAAGAUGCACACGGUGGAGCACCUUAUAAACCCUCUGGCCAUGCAACACCCUGAACACACCACCGCUACUGCUGCUGCCACCGUCCUACCUGCGGUCUCUACCCCUCCACCUUUUCAGGGCCGUCCAAUCACUCCUGUCUAUGCCAUGGCCCACAACAUACAGCGUAUCCCAGCAGGCGGUGGCCUGUAUGGCGCUGGAUACGUCCCCAUCACAAACUACGCUGCCAACACAGCAGCUCUGGCCGCUCUGCAGAAGAAUGCAGCGGUAGCUGCAGCAUAUGGGGGAUACACAGGCUAUGCGGUGCCACAGGCCUUCCCUGCCACAGCCUUCCAGCUGCCCAUCCAUGAUGUCUACCAGACAUAUUGAUUCUGAGGGUCAGACCACAUGAAACAACAACAAAGUUACCCUGCCUUUGACUGACUACCGCAACAUCACAACAGCGUGCAGUCUGUUCCAUCAUACAGAAACAUCACUUGAACUUGUGAACAUCCAAAAGCUGUAAAGGAAUGUUGUCUGAAGCAAAUAUUUAGAAAACAGACAGUGAAACAAUGACAACCUGACAUCUCAUAUCUGUCCCACCUACUGGCCUCAGUAUAUCCUGGACCCAAAGCAACCAUAUGACAGGCUUACUUAUCAUUUUCUACAGAAAAUUAUAACACACAUAGAGGACAGUCCACUUACUGAGGUAACCUACCUGUAUGUGGUGACAAUUGUCCCCCAACAACAAGCAUGACUCACAAUAACAAUAUUCUCUCCCACUCCCAUCUCUCUGUCUUGCUCUCUCUCUCUGUGUCUCUGACCCCUGCCACAUUGUUGCUAUGGCAACAGAAACACUGAAGGUACGUUCAAGUAUUUAUGAAGAGAAGAUACAUAUUUAAGGUUUUAUUCUCUGUAGGUUUCUCUUUUUAUUGGGAUGGUAUCUGUUCUCUAAAGCAGGAAAGCUAGACCUUUACACUAUAUCUAAAGAAAUCUUUUUAAAGUGUAAAAACUUGGGGGUAAAAAGAACGAAAAGUCAAAUGAAAGAAACAGGAACCACUGACAAGAGAGGAUCCCACUGAAGACAACUGUUUUUGGAUAUACUAAUGUUUUUAGUGUUUUUUCCCCCAUUAAUAUAUAGUAUUUUAGCCAAUUCUACAUGCUGUAGGUGAUGCUGUCCGUCCAUGCUGGUUGAAUAUAUGCUUUAAACAUGCUUGUUUGGUACUUUUUGGUUUAUUUAGUUUUAUUUGUGUUUUGGUUGUUUUAAAUGAAGGUUCUAUAUGUUGUGUUCAUUUGCCUAUAAUUAGUUUGCUUGUUUUUAUGUCUCCUCUUUAGCUUUUAGAAACAUAUAUAUAUUGGUUUGUUUGAAGAAGAGUUGCCAGCUAAAUAAUAUUAUUGUGACAGAUUCCUUGGGGAACAAUAACUAGAGAAAGAAAACUGGAAAGCUUUUUCAAUGAUGGGCAACAUGGUUUAUCUAUAAGCCUGACAGACAGCUACAUCAUGUAUAUGGAGAUGUUUCUCAUCCUCAGAAACUGCGCUGUCAGGGGACUAAGACUGAACGGAUGUUAGUUGUCGUUUUUUUCUUCUCAUUUAUGUAUAUCUUUAUUAUUGUUUUUUUAUUGUUUGAUUCUUGAAAGGUGAACAAAUAUGGACAGAAAUGAGAGACAUUUUUCUAUAUGGACUGGAGCACUCUGUCACUUAAAGCGCUCCUGCAUUUGCCAAUGCUAACCAAAUAACUUAAGGCUACAAACACUCCAGUCUCAUGAUAUUAGAACGAUUCUCUGUGCCUGACUACAGUGCCUUACAUCUGAUUACUGUAUGUGCUACCCUAUGCUUUUCACUGUGCAUUUCAUAAGCAAAGCCCCUGUGGCUGGCACAAAGAUGAAAGACUUACAUCUGUGCGUAGCACUGGAGUUUUCUCCAUUCAUAUUUCCAGUGAACCAAAUUUGUGGUAUUACUGUAUUGUGAUGAGACAAGUAGGUUUCAGUCUCUGCAGUCAGAUGUGACAAGGCUACCUCUCUCCUGUAGUCUCUUCUCUGAAUGCUCCUGCAGUAACACUCCGUAUGUCUGUCUCCUCUUUAUUUCUCGUCCUCCAAACUGUGCUUGACCGAGGUGCACUUAAACGUAUUUAUAAAAGGCAAGAGAUUGCAACUUUCAGAUGAAGAGAUAUUAAAUACUGAAUUGAAUUCACGUGUGAACUGGGCUAGUUUGGUGUUUUUCAAUGUCUGUAUGUGUGCGGAUAAAGCAUAAAACAUAAAAUAACCCUGAUGAAUGUUUAGUAGGCACUUUUUAAACUCUGCAGUGUGUUGAAAACAAGUGUAAUAUUGGACUGGGAAUAACUGGAGCAAUACCUCACGCUCAAAUAUACGAGUAGCCAUGCAUGUAUGUACCACAACACACAAACAUAACGGAUGCGAGAUCAUCAUGAAGUCACACUCUACAACAGCCAUCUUUAUAUGAGAGCAUGCAAAACAUUUGUAUUUGUAAACCAGUUCUAGUAGUUUGGAAUUUUCAAAUCCAAUUUUAUUUUUAUUCUCUGUGUUUAAAGGGGAUUUUAUUUGCUCAUUUUCCAUCAUCUCCUCAGAUUUUUGACUACGUUUUACACAUAAAACAACAUGAUGAGUUUGCCUUUAAAGGAUGGCCUGGAUUUUGAGAUUGUGAAAGAGAUCACGACUAAGUUUUUGGUCCAAGAAGUUAAAUGAAAAGAUUGAUUAUCCACAGCAAACAAGACGUAUUUGUUUGCGCGUCAUCUCACUCCAUCAUCUACAUUUUUGCUACUUCUCUCCCCUCUGAAACUGGAUUUGAUGUAGAAAACAAACUACUGAUAACUGCUUUUAUUAUUUUCUUGUAUGAUGACAAUAAGUCAGGAUAUAUUUAAUAUAUGCAUUACGUGUGUUGUCUAUGAAGUGAGAAGAAAAGGUAUAAUAUAUUCUAAAACAUAUAUUCUUUUCUUUAUUUACACCUUGUUUAGGGAUAAAGAAGUCAGAGUAACAAAAGUAGAAAAAAAAAGAUUUUUUGCCAAAGUGUCCAAUAGUUUUUAAAAAUUCAAGGUUAUUGUGUUUUUGUUAUGUGUGAUAUUAUAUUUGUUCUUUUGAACUGGAUUUGGUGUUAUGAGUGGGAACAAAGGCCUUCUCGUUCAGCUACAUUUUAUCAGUUUCAACAGCAAAGACUAAAACUGGUCCAUUGUGUGUGUUACAACCCAUUGGCACUUUAAGCUGUUGGUGUUGCAACUCCGAAUGUCAGUUUUGGCGAAACUGUUAAAGGUCUAAUCGUGAUUUAACUGCCAUCCAAACUUCAUGUGUUAGAUGGCAGAAAACUGUGUCCUUCUGGUUCUGCCUCCCUUUCAAAACAUCUGCUUUACUUUCUAUUGCCUGCAUUUCACCCACACUACAGCAGAUGGAUGAACUCCUCCUGCUCCUUGUGUCAGUGGUGUGGAGCUACAUAUGCCUAGUUUAACAUAGGUGUUACCAUUUAAACUCUUCUUAGUGUGUGCCUUAUUGCCAAAAUGUGCCCUUUGCUAUACCUUUGUAGACCUAUGCAGAAUGUUUUCUAUCUUAAGGUUUGUUAAAAAAAAAAAGCUUGUUCGGUAUUGUUAUAUUUAUAGUGAUAAAGUAGAUAAAUAAAGCAUUUUCAAAAGGA
This is a messenger RNA of Siniperca chuatsi (mandarin fish), 5545 nucleotides long. It is a transcript of the gene rbm47, whose product is annotated as RNA binding motif protein 47. The coding region runs from base 467 to 2296 and encodes 609 amino acids. The transcript has 8 exons. Gene Ontology annotation, cellular component: nucleus. Lineage: Eukaryota; Metazoa; Chordata; Actinopteri; Centrarchiformes; Sinipercidae. The record is from RefSeq and is a predicted model, not a curated record. Gene Ontology annotation, molecular function: mRNA binding.